Exaiptasia diaphana is the source of this 459-nucleotide messenger RNA. RefSeq names its product MORN repeat-containing protein 5. Lineage: Eukaryota; Metazoa; Cnidaria; Anthozoa; Actiniaria; Aiptasiidae. The coding region runs from base 1 to 357 and encodes 118 amino acids. The transcript has 4 exons. The record is from RefSeq and is a predicted model, not a curated record.
AUGCUUUGCGAUCUUUCUUUUUGUCAGGGUAAAUAUGUGUUUUCGGAUGAAUUAGAAUACGAUAUCGGUAAGGAAUGGGGCUAUUGUGACGUCAAAAAUAAUCGCAUGUUCGCCGUGGAACUGCAAAAUGGUUUGAAACCGGCAGGUCGAUGCUUAGUUUCUAAUAUGAUCCCACCACGAGUGAUCCCACAUGGUAUGUACGACAGUGGUGAUGGCUUUUAUGAUCCAGCAAAGAGAGUUCUGUAUACGUACGAUAUGAGGUUCCUCAGGACUGCAGACGACGAGGAACAUUCCUGGAUCGUUAGUAAAUGCAGGAAAGCAGAACCAGAGGAACCAAAUGAUUCCAAGAAAAACUAAAAGUGUUUGAAAUGCGWGCAAAUUCACUUAAAUCUAGUGUUGAAUUGAAUUUUGUCACAAAAAAUAAUUUUUGAUUGAUUGUUUGGAUUGUUGUAUACUAAU